AUGCCGCCGGAGCUCAAUUUUUUCUCCCAUUGUGAAGAGUACGUAAAUCCGAUGAGUUCCAUUGUUUCUCAUUUUAGAGAUUAUUUUGAUGUUAGUCAAAUUUUGGGAUUCCAUUCAUGCAAUGGGUUAGUCGCAAUAGCCAUGAAAUUGAAUGAUCGAACGGAGAUUUUUGUUUAUAACCCGACUACUCGUAAACAUAAGCAUAUAAUCCCUCGGAUUUAUGCUCCCAAGUUGCUAGAUGUUGAGUCCCUUUUUAGUCCUCAAGAUGAUUCUCCCUUUCAAGGUCUGAAUAUUGCAUUUGAUCCCUUGCGCUCCGACCAGUAUAAAUUAAUGUAUGUUUGGAUUGAACAUUUGUGGAUCAGAUUCACAAUCUUUGCAUCUGACACGCAGGUUUGGACGGUUAGCAACUGCACGCCUGGAGAUCCUCAAGAAUUAAUUUAUUUUGAGAAGGGAACACUUUGGAACAAAAAUUUACAUUGGUUAAGUUCAGGAUGGUAUACUUUAGGGUUUGACUUGGAAAAUGGAGGUGAGAAAGAGAUUAUAGUUCCACCUCCCAGAGGGGUUGAGUCGCACUUCAGUCAAAAUAUCUUCUUUUUCCGGGUUUCUGGUAAGGAUUUAUGUGUCAUCGGGCUAAAGGAUCCUGAAUUGUUGUUGUUUGGUGUUUACACGAUGGAGUUCGACUACUCAGGAUGGAACUUAAAAUAUAAUUUGGACAUUGGCCCUCUUAAAAAUUUGUAUCCAUCAUUGGUUGUUGAGGAACCGGGUGAACGUUGUAUGCGAUGGUUCUUGGAAUGGAACUUCUCUGUGCUCAGUUGUAUUGUUGUCAAAGACAACGAGAAAAAACCCAAGUUGCUUGUAUCAUUCUUGGAGAAGAUUCUGUCUUUCGAUAUGCAAGAGAUGAUUUUGUAA
Messenger RNA from Oldenlandia corymbosa var. corymbosa, 909 nucleotides. The record is from the annotation of a GenBank genome assembly. Lineage: Eukaryota; Viridiplantae; Streptophyta; Magnoliopsida; Gentianales; Rubiaceae.